Quercus lobata is the source of this 1355-nucleotide messenger RNA. Its product is annotated as very-long-chain aldehyde decarbonylase GL1-9-like. The transcript has 3 exons. Gene Ontology annotation, molecular function: iron ion binding; oxidoreductase activity. Lineage: Eukaryota; Viridiplantae; Streptophyta; Magnoliopsida; Fagales; Fagaceae. Gene Ontology annotation, biological process: lipid biosynthetic process. The coding region runs from base 1 to 936 and encodes 311 amino acids. The record is from RefSeq and is a predicted model, not a curated record.
AUGGGGAGGGUCAAGGGGGUUGGAGUACUAAAAUUUGUAGAAGAACUUAUGGGUGUGGUUUGUGGUGUAGUAUUAAUGAAGGCUGAUAAAGAAGCUUGUAUUUCUGAUGUUUUGAGUCAUCAAGAGGGGAAUGAUGUUAGAUUUUGGAACUUGAGAUUUUAUAGGGAUUUCGAAGACUGGGAGCUUGCUGCUUCUUUUUCUCUUCUUGAUUUUGUUCAAGCUCAUCUUCCACGUGGAGUAGGCAGCGAUUUUUUGUGUUGGGGUCUUAAUGGAAAUGAGCUGGUAACUUCACAUUUUGGUAUAUCAAAUCAACUGCUAGUGAAAACAUUAUUUUUUCCUUUUUGGUUCCUUUACUGUUUAAGUUCGACUAACGUUCUUGCAUUGGUGCUACAGCUGACCUCGAAGGCUAAUGCAUCAGGGAUCACGAUUCAGCCCUCCAUUCCUGUGCAAAUUAUGCAGAUUGUUGUUGCAAUGUUUGUCAUGGACUCUUGGCAGUACUUUGUGCAUCGCUACAUGCAUCAUAACAAGUUUCUGUACCGCCACAUCCACUCUCAGCAUCACAGGCUGGUUGUCCCCUAUGCAAUUGGGGCCCUUUACAAUCAUCCACUUGAAGGACUCUUGCUGGACACUUUUGGUGGGGCAAUCUCUUUUCUCGUCUCAGGGAUGACUGCACGAACAGCUGUUUUUUUCUUCUGCUUUGCUGUUAUUAAAACUGUUGAUGAUCACUGUGGUCUUUGGUUGCCUGGCAAUAUUUUCCAUAUUGUCUUCCAGAACAACAGUGCUUAUCAUGACAUCCAUCAUCAACUCCAAGGACUUAAGUACAACUACUCUCAACCUUUCUUUCCCAUAUGGGAUAAACUUCUUGGAACGCACAUGCCAUACAAUCUAGUAAAGCGACCUGAAGGGGGUUUUGAGGCAAGGGCAAUGAAAGACUAGAAGUUCACUAACAAUUUUCUCAGUGUAUUACUUUAACCUCACUCAGACAGGAAUGAUUUUUGGUUGAGGAUGAGCCAUGUGUUGGGAAGCUGAAAGAAUUAUUAGAGGCUACAUUGUAGGCAUCCAGUCGGAGUUAAUUUGAUUUCAUUCCUCUUUUGAUUGCUCAACACUAUUUUCAGUCGGUUCUUGUAGCACCACCAAUCUAUUAUGAAUUCUAAUUGUGUUAUUCUAUGUUGUCUAUUAGGUAGCAUAUUUGCUUCCUUUGUCAUGGAAUGUUAGGAUAUUCAGGACUAUUGAGAUUGGUGUACUUGCCAUGUAUGUUGCUUUAGAUAGCUAGAAAUUGUUUGCAAAAUAAGGAAUUUGUAAUUUGGAAUGCUUUAAUGAUUUGAAUUCAGACUAUCAUGCCCUGGUUGUUCCAA